AUGCAGCUGCCAAAACCAUUUCUCGGUGCGCUUGGAGGGGCGUUUAUUACUCUCCAGCUGCUGUUUCUCGCGAACAUGUGCUAUCUGUAUGGUACCGCCUAUCAUGACUCCCUUCGAUACAGCACUAUGAAGCUUUUGUUUGUGGAUUACGAUCAGGACGUGAUUGGCCAGUCCGUCAUGACAGCGUACGACCAAAUGAAAGGCCCGUCAUUUCCAACCGUCCAGCGACAUCCCAUAACCGAAUACCCCACGGAGCAGGAUGUGCGAAAUGCCGUUUGCAAAGGUCAUUACUGGGGUGCCAUAUAUUCCAAAGCAAAUGCUUCCGCCCGCCUAGCCACGGCACUUUCUUCCCCAGAAGCUGCUAGGGUGUACAAUAACUCCCAAGCAUUGACUUAUAUCUGGAAUGGGGCCAAAUACUCCGCCUAUGCCCAAAGCGUGUAUUCGAUGCUGGUUCAGCUCGUCCAGGGUACAGGCGGUGUUUAUGAUCAAAUGAAUGGGACUACGAUUUUAUCAACCGCCAAUAUUUCCGACCCAUACAUCGCCAAAACUGUGCUUGACCCUAUCUCAAGCUCUUCAAUUGAUCUCCAGCCUAUGGCUCAAGGAGUCCGUUUUUACUAUAACACUGUCUCCAUGGUCAUGCCCAUUCUGCAACAAUUCUUUUUUCUCAUGGCGCUCAACGGUAUCUCUGCGCAGUUUAAGAUCUUCUCCAGCCUCUCGCUAAAACAGAAUAUGGUUCUCCGGCUGAUUAUCUCCAUUUGUUAUACAUUCAUCGCCUCCCUCUGUAUGAGUGGCUACAUCUGGGCAUUCCGGGAAGAUUGGAACGCCACGUCCGAUCAAUUUGGAUUGACAUGGAUGGCAAUCUGGCUAGUCAUGCACCUAAACUUCCUGAUCAUCGACGCCGCCACAGCAUUCAUUCCGAUGCAGUUCAUGUCCUUCUUCAUGUUAACCUGGAUCAUCCUCAAUGUCUCAAGUAGUAUCGGCCCUUUUGAACUCUCCCCCGGGUUCUACCGGUUGGGCUAUGUUUUCCCUGCCCACGAGCUCUAUGAGAUCCUACUUCAGAUUUGGACCGAUGGUUGUAACCCGCACUUGUACCGAGCCCUACCCAUUCUAUGGUCUGAGUGGAUUGUUGCUCUGGGCCUUUCUUUACUUGGGAUGAGAAAGCGCACUAAGCCAGUGACGCCUGUGCAGGUGACGAGUCAAGCUGUGAAGGAGGAUAUGGCCUGA
Aspergillus oryzae RIB40 is the source of this 1224-nucleotide messenger RNA. RefSeq names its product SNG1 family protein. Gene Ontology annotation, cellular component: membrane. The coding region runs from base 1 to 1224 and encodes 407 amino acids. The transcript has a single exon. Lineage: Eukaryota; Fungi; Ascomycota; Eurotiomycetes; Eurotiales; Aspergillaceae. The record is from RefSeq and is a predicted model, not a curated record.